AUGGUGAAAGAAGGGUUUUUAAAAGCAGAGCUUAAGCAGAACCAGAUCCAGAUUUCCAAGAUAAAUGAUGGUGAGGGCCACCCAAGCAGCAGCCACCAAGCCUUGAAAGGAACCUCGAAAUGGGCCACGUCACUGGAGAGCCUCCUGGAAGACCCGGAAGGAGUGAAACGCUUUAGGGAAUUUUUAAAGAAAGAAUUUAGUGAAGAAAACGUUUUGUUCUGGUUAGCGUGUGAAGAAUUUAAGAAAACACAGGGAAAAAAGCAGAUGCAGGAGAAAGCUAAAGAGAUUUACAUGACUUUCCUGUCCAGUAAAGCUUCCUCCCAAGUCAAUGUUGAAGGGCAGUCCCGUUUGAGUGAGACCAUCCUGGAGACACCUCACCCUCUCAUGUUUCAGAAGCUCCAGGACCAGAUAUUCAACCUCAUGAAGUAUGACAGCUACAGCCGCUUCCUGAAGUCAGACAUCUUCCUAAACCAUCAGAAGAGCGAGGAGCAAGAGGAGAGCUCACCAGAGGCUCAGACUGCAGCUAAAAGAGCAUCAAGAAUUUACAACACAUGAGACACAAUGGAUCCCUUCAGGAGAGGCCAUACAAUAAGGGAAUUACACUCAGGAACAGUCUAGGUUUAUAGCAGUUGCAUUUAGGGCUUGGAAAGCUCAGAACCUUUUUAGGAGAUACUUACCUUCUUAAUUGCUUGAAUGACUAAUUGUUUUUGCAUGAUAGCUAUUAACCAAGCACCCAUGGAAGGACUGUUUCCCAGCUAGAAGGCUGAGGUAUUCCUCCAUAGCAUGAAUUGCCUUUCAUACUUCACAAGUUAAAGUGCUUUCAAUUCUUUUAUUUUCCUUUGUGAGGCAUCUUGGUGAUGAGAAACAGGAGAUAGUGUGGUUGGGUUUUUAUUUUUGCCUUGUAAUUUUUAUUUGGGACUAGCUUUUACAUCCUGAACUGCUGGGAGAAGCAGUUGAGGAGAGCAUUUCUCAUUAGUUUGUGGGUGAGUCAUUCACAGCAAAUUUAAUCAUAAAGGGACAGCAUCUUUCAGGGUUAAGCUCAGUAGAAUCCAAUCCCUUCCUGUGUGACUUUGUUCUUUCAGUGAUGUCUGUUUUGCUUUGCCUUUACUGCUGAAUCAAAACACUUCCCUAGUCAUGAUUUUCAUUUUUGUAUCUCCUAGAUUUCCCCCUUUUUUUCUUUUUUUUUUUGCAGUAGACAAUCACCUUCUUCAGGGGAUGGGAUACCCUCAGUUCCCUUGGAAACAAAGGCUCUAAAAGAGACAGAAUCUCUGAGGAACUCCUGCCUGCCAUUAGGAAAUGUGACAGCAAAUAAGUAAAUAUCCCUCUCAGGGCACACUGAUCCCAGCAAAGCUUGGCUUUGUCCCUCACACCAGUGUGACAUCAGAUGCUGCUAUCAGGAAGUGUCUGGUCUCUCCCAGGUCUCCUGACCAACCCUGCUUUGUGCAGCAACAGCUUUGGCAAAGGACCAACAAACCAAAUCUGGUUUUGUUUUACUUUUUUUUUUCCCUGCUAAAAUCACCCUGCAGAGUUUUGUUUGCCCCACGCAA
Onychostruthus taczanowskii (white-rumped snowfinch) is the source of this 1547-nucleotide messenger RNA. RefSeq names its product regulator of G protein signaling 10 (gene RGS10). Lineage: Eukaryota; Metazoa; Chordata; Aves; Passeriformes; Passeridae. Bases 1 to 555 code for a protein of 184 amino acids. Gene Ontology annotation, molecular function: G-protein alpha-subunit binding; GTPase activator activity. The transcript has 5 exons. The record is from RefSeq and is a predicted model, not a curated record. Gene Ontology annotation, biological process: regulation of G protein-coupled receptor signaling pathway.